AUGCAACAAUACAAACACAACAGUGUAAUACGGCUCGACGCCGACCUGCUAUUCACAGUCCUUCCACACGAGAUACUGUGUGCCAUAUUCUCUCAGCUCAGCUGGGGCGAUCUCGUCCUGUGCUUGAGCGUUCACCCCACUUGGGCGUCACGCAUUCCCCACUAUGCCAAGAGCAAACUUAGCACGUUCGAAUUCACAACAGACAUACUCAGCAACCUACACUCGCCAUUUAGUUUAGUCAGUCUGGGCCCUCAUGUCGAAACAGUCAUUAUGCAUCAACUCAAUGACCACGAUUGCGUAAUAAAGGCGCUGGAAAUCGUUGUAAAGAAGAAGUGCAACGUCAAGAAGCUCAAGCUGAGCGAGUGCCGUAUCUUUGAUCUUGAAAGAUUUCUUCAGUUAUUAAACCAAGUCGGUGGCCAAACUUUAACAGAGCUAACGUUUGAGCUUCAUCGCGACCAAAUGCCUUAUCGCCACAUCAUUGCUGCUUGUCCUAAACUCACCCACUUUGCGUGCGACUUGGACAACGUCACCCAUGAACCAGCUCUCAUGCAACAGCAGCAACAGCAGAAACCUUCUACGUCGACAAUGACACUGGAAACUUUCGGCAGUAAUAUCACAUACCUUUCGGUCAACAUUCUGCUACAACGCGACGAUCGAUUAUACCCACUUUUACGGAUGUGUCCACAGCUACGAUGUUUGGUGCUUGGUUAUGGAUUUUUUGUGCGGGACGGGGAUCCACAUCGUUGGAGGCGACCGUUCGACCUUGGCGCUAUUUUGGACAUGUGUCCCCGUCUAGUGUAUUUCCAGUGUAACUCGUGGGAAAAUAAUCCGGCCUGGAUCAUGCAUGCAAGACAGCAAUCGUCACGGCUACCGCAUUUACUAUUCAAAAGCGAGGAAGAACAGCAGCAGCAACAAGGGGGUCUACGCGAAUUCAUUACGGACCAUUGUGGAAUCUAUGACAGCAAUCAGAUCAUGCCUCUUUUAUUACAACACCGAAACACACUGGAAGUGGUCAAAUUGAACCGCAUUAGGAAGGACAAGCAGGGACAGCAACAACCAUGGCAACGGCGUAGUACCAAAUCAUGGUUGUACGAACUGGAUGAUCAGCGACAACAGCAGGCGCUUAAGGCUGCUAAUACUGGCGAGGACAACCGUAACUUCAAUCGAUUACAUACACUGGUUCUCAAAAGCAUAGAGUCCGGUGAGCCACACCAAGUUGCAACUCUCAUACGACGGUGUCCAAAUUUGCAGGAAAUCAGUUUGGAUGGAAGGAUGGUCAGUGCGCCUGUUUUGGACGCAUUAGCGGCAACAUGCCCGCAUCUCCGACGACUCGAUCUUAAAGGAACUUCAGAAACAAAGGAGGAUGGAACCAUCAUCAUGCACGCUUUAAGAAACUUUAUACAACAUGGAAGCAUGACGCUGAAAUCCAUGCGACUGGCGAAGCUAAAGGCCAUUACAAACGAUUUGUUGCUCGCAUUAGUUGGAUUGCAAGAGUUGGAACUGGCUGACCUGCCCAAUAUAUCCGAAUAUGGGAUGAAACAGUUUAUCGCAAGUGCUAGCUCAUAUCAGCAGAAAUCAAGUCGCGAUAGUAGUGGUGGUGGACAUCAUAAUCAUCGUCGUCGUGGUGCUUACCAUGGUACUACUACUACUACUAAUGGCGGUGCUCUGAGAACGCUGGUCGUCAAGGAUAUGCAUGUUAUCACAGAAGAUUGUUUGCGGGCAUUAAGCCGGUCCGAGAUCCUACACACGUUGCAGCUCUGUCGGUGUGGUACUUUAUCGGAAACUGGCUUGAUGGAGCUUGUUGCCAGUAGAGACACGAAUAACGACAAGCGCAAACGCAAUAAUGGUUUAAAAGAGUUGUUAAUUGAUUGUUGCACUGUCUCCAUUGAUGCCUGCGUUGAAAUUCAGAAAUGCUUUGGUCGACGAUCCAUACGAGGUCCAUCAAAGUAUUGGCCAGAGUUGUGA
Zychaea mexicana is the source of this 1965-nucleotide messenger RNA. RefSeq lists its product as uncharacterized. Gene Ontology annotation, biological process: SCF-dependent proteasomal ubiquitin-dependent protein catabolic process. NCBI's taxonomy places the organism in Eukaryota, Fungi, Mucoromycota, Mucoromycetes, Mucorales, Lichtheimiaceae. The record is from RefSeq and is a predicted model, not a curated record. The coding region runs from base 1 to 1965 and encodes 654 amino acids. The transcript has 2 exons. Gene Ontology annotation, cellular component: SCF ubiquitin ligase complex. Gene Ontology annotation, molecular function: protein binding.